UGUCCAAAGUAAAACCAAAGGACAGUUGCCAGAUGGAGGAGGAGGCGGACAAUAUUGAGGGUGAGAGAAUGCCCAAGAGAAAAGAAACCAAGGAGCCUGAAAGAGAUGUGUACACGUUCCCUGGAGACUCAGACCCUGAGAGUCCCCCUCCUGCCCCCUGGGCUCAUUGCACAUUCAUUCAGCGGUGCAGAAAGAAGAGGGUCCUGCUCAGGCCCUUCUCCGGCCUUGGCACCUUGAAGCGUUCAUUGCCUGAGACUGGCAAGGUGGCUAAGGUGGAACUUCAGAAAUCCAAAACUGUAACACCGACACAGCUGAGCCUAGGUGGAGGGGUCUAUGAUUUUGAGGAGGGCAACUUUGAAGAGGGCACAGCGGAUGAACCCGUAAAGUUCAGAGAUAAAGGAGGAAAAAGAGACAAAGAAGAAGAAGAAGAAAGCAGAGUAGAGCCAGGUAAUGAAAUUUUUACCUGUGUGGAAUGUAGCAUUUACUUCAAAAAGCAAGUCCAUCUGCAGGAGCACAUGAUUGAGCACCGUCACAGUGGUGCAGGAUGUGGGAGGCGCACGGGAAAGGGUGGCCGUUUUCGGUGUGUUGAGUGUGGAUGGAACCUACCGAAUCGGCUUGCACUGGCAGAACACCACAAAAGGCACGAGGAGUCCCGUCUGAAGAUCCUGGAGGAGAUUGAGAAACUGAAUGAAAACGGGAAUGAAAAAGAGAUUCACAAAUUGGACAGUAAGGUGGUCAAACUUACAAGCCCAGACACAGCUAUUAUGCAAGAUGCAGGCCCGGUCUCGAUUCCAGGCCAAGGGUCAGACCCAGAAAUAGUUACAGCUCCACCUCUAUCCCCAGCCCCAAUUUCGACACCAGACAGAGACCAAGCAACUCUUGACUCAGAUACAACUCCUCCAAAUUCAGUCCGAAGCCCAGCUCAGCCCCGAAGUGUCUCUGCCUACCGCCGCCGCUUUGUCUGCUCCAAGUGUAACUUCAGCACAAGAACCUCCCAGGCACUGGCUAAUCACACCAAGACCCACAACAGGGAAAAAAACGCUCUCCGGGGUGACACCCCAUCUCCUGGUUCACCAUCAUGUUUGGCAUCCACCUCCCUGGCCUGUGGUCAUUGUGCCUUCUUGACAUCCAGUCAAACUCUAUUGAGGGAACACCAGAAACUCGUUCACCCGGAACAGGUCUCCAUCAGUGGAGCACAGGCUGAUGAGACUGGCCAGCAUUCAAGGUCUAAUGUGGGUGCUCGAAUUUCAAAUCCCAUCCCAGAUUCCGACCACCUCUCAGGGUCUGGAUCCCUGCCCAAUGCCACUCAAGGCAAAAGCCAGCAAGGAGUCACUGCCUCUGAGGACAGCACAACACCGGACAGUGCUGCAGCUCGGCCCGCAAGCCGGGCAGUCUUUAAGUGUGUCGGGAAUAGGCGAUUCAGCAGGAGAGGGAAGACUUGGACUGAUCUAGCCAAGUAUCAGUCAAGACUAGAUGACGACAAGCUGGCUGGCAGUGAAGACGAGCAAGACGAAGAUCAGUGCACAGAGCUUGACAAUGACCUGUCUCAACAAGAUGCUAACUCACCUUUGGGAGAAAAACAGCACACCAGAGCACAUACAGAAGACCGUUCAUUAUCGCUCUCCCCUAAGAAAAGUGUAAAGGACGAAGACAAGGAGGAGGAGGAGAAAGACAGGAAGGUUUUCUUUUUGAGGAGGAGCAACCGGAUUACUGCUGCACCUGCAGAAAUUGACAGCGACGACGAUGACGACGACAUUGACGAGGAACACUUGCGACGUUUCCUGUCAGAGGGCAUCUUGGAUGAAGACAGAGACGAGAUUGAUGAGGAUGCGGAGACGCUGAAGAGUGUGGAGAGGAAAUGCCCCUACUGCCCCGAUCGAUUUCAUAACGGCAUCGGCCUUGCCAAUCAUGUGAGAGGCCACCUGAACCGAGUGGGCGUCAGCUACAAUGUGCGUCACUUCAUUUCCCCUGAGGAAGUCAAUGCCAUUGAGAAGAAGUUCUCCUAUCAGAAGAAGAAAAAAAAAGUUGCCAACUUUGACCCGGACACAUUCAGUGUGAUGCACUGUGAGUUCUGUAGCGCCGGCUUCGACACCCGGGCCGGCCUGUCCAGCCAUGCCCGUGCCCACCUCCGCGACUUCGGCAUCACUAACUGGGACGUUACCAUCUCUCCCAUCCACAUCUUGAGGGAGCUGUUCUCCAGCAGGCCGGACCUGGUAAUCCCCACAGCUCCCCCGCGGAGCCCUGGCUCCAUAGAGGAAGAAGAGGAGGAUGAAAUGGAGGAGGACGAGGAGGGAAUCAUUGAGCUCAGCGGUGCAUAUGGGGGCAAAAUGGCUGCUUCCACCUCCCCGCAGACCCAAACAAUAGCGGAAAAGCUGUCUGGCUUCAGCUGCCGGGAGUCCGAUGCACUGCGGUUGCGGACCGCUGAGGAAGAGGAUGAGGAUGAGCUGCAGCUUCCAGCUCUGGAUGCUCUGAGCCCGAGCCCAGGGAAGAUAGGGCUUUGCGGUGUGGACCAAGACAGCCUCUCUCCUGGGGAGGAUGCAGACACCAAGGUGCACAACUUGAAGUGUGAGGUGUGUGGAGCUCAGUUCGAGACCAGACGGGGAAUGUCCAGCCACGCCCGCUCUCACUUGCGCCAGCUGGGUAUCAGCGUUUCGGAGAGCAGCGGGGCGCCCAUCGACCUCCUCUACCAAAUUGCCAAGGAGCGUAAUCUUGACAGCCAAAUAAGCUCAUCUCUUCUGGAUCCCCUUUCGGCCAAGAACUCCUCUGCUUCCGCUUCUCAGAAAGAUGAGGACUUAGAAGACAUGGACUUAGACGAGAAGCCGAUACCCCUCUCCAUCCUGGCCAAAGCGGCGAAAGCGGUGCCGCCCGCUUCCUCCUCAACGCCUACACCUUCUCCUGGUGCCUCUCCAGCUCCGGCUCAUUCUAGCUCCCCUUCCUCAGUAGUGAGGAAAGCCCCAAUUUCCUCUCUACUGCCUGUGUCUUCCCCCUUGCGCUCACCGGAGCACAAGGCCGGGGGAAUGAAAAGUUUGACCUCUAACCUCUCUCCAUCUGCUGGCCUCACAACAUCCAAACCCAUCUGGGCACCGCAGGAAAAUGACGCACCUCUCAACCUCACACUCGAGGUGGACCCCAACAAAGACAUUGUUUGUCAGCUGUGCGGUGCUUGGUUUGAGACACGGAAAGGUUUAUCCAGCCACGCACGAGCCCACCUUCGGCACUUUGGGGUGGAGUACUCCGAAUCCAAGGGCUCUCCCAUCGACCUCCUCAACCAGCUCAUUGAUACUGACGACUUCAAGCACAAAGCCAGUGCACUGCAGCUCGACACCCACGCAGAACCGAGGGGCCUCACGACCAUGACGCUCUCCUCCCCGAAACAGACCCUGCUGAGCCUCUCCUCCUCCUCCUCCUCAUCCCUCCUCUAUAAGGUGACCACAGCCGGGGGUGGGUCGACAUCCAAAGCUACCUCUUCCUCUGCCUCAUCUCUACUUGGCCUGCCCGCCAAGCGACACAAGUCCUCUUCCAUGCAGGUCUUCCGCCUAAGUAGUGGGGAACUCAUGGCCCUUCCACACAGUGAACCUCCGAAGGAAAUAGGCUGUGAAUUCUGCGGGGAAUAUUUUGAGAACCGUAAAGGCCUCUCCAGCCACGCCCGCUCUCACCUGCGUCAGAUGGGCAUUACUGAGUGGUCUGUCAACGGCUCCCCGAUCGACACGCUACGGGAAAUCAUCAGCAGACGCGGCCUGCCUUGCGCCCUUCCUCUAAAACCUCUCAAAACUCCACCUCCGUCCUCUCCGGGACCCCCUCGUUCCCCUCUGUCCACCUCCUCCUCUCCCUCAGCUACCCUCCUGAGUCGGGUACCUUUCGCCUUCGCCCGUCCCUCCAGUCCUCCUCAUCCCGCCGUUUCUAAGUCGAGCUCGGCUCCACCGUCGUCGUCUAGCGGGCUCAUCCUCAAGCUGAAGCCUGAGCCGGUGCAGCUGGAGGUCACCGCGCCCGGGACUGCGGGGAGAUCUGGCGGCUUUUCGGCUGAACCUCUCAACUGUAGCUGGAGCAGCUCUGACAGUGUAUUCCCCCUCAACUUGGCCAUGGCCCAUGAAGUGGAGCCUACAAGGGAUAUUCGCUGUGAGUUCUGCGGGGAAUACUUUGAGAACCGUAAAGGCCUCUCCAGCCACGCCCGCUCCCACCUGCGCCAGAUGGGCAUUACAGAGUGGACUGUCAACGGCUCGCCCAUUGACACCCUGAGAGAGGUUAUGCACAAGAGAGGGGUCGGCGCCUCCUCUCAUUCGGACCAGGGAGUCAAGAAGGAGUCGAGCCAAGGAGCCCACAGUCCCCUAUGGGAGAGCAUGGGGAGCGCCGGCGGUUCAGAGGGCUUGGGUGUUUCAGGCUACCACACCUCUAAAUACCGUAAAUCUCCUCUCAGUUUGCUGCAGUCAGGGUCGAGGCUCCAUAAGCAGGGCCUGGGGUCCCUGGGUUCCUCCGGUACACCACCUGCAGGGAAGUUUUUCAGGAUGUCCCCACUUGGGAAACGGUCUCUGUCAGAGGAUGCCCAAUCACUGGAGACGGCCCACUCACCGACAACUCAGCUUAAGACUUUUUCACCUCUGUCACACGAGUUCUCCUACAAAAGGAAAUCCUCCCCAGACAAGCCCGGACACCAGGAUCCCAGCUGUGAGCUUUGUGGGUUCUACUUUGAGAACCGUAAGGCUCUAGCAAGCCACGCGCGAGCUCACCUAAGGCAGUUUGGCGUGACUGAGUGGUGUGUAAAUGGGUCCCCUAUUGAGACUCUCAGUGCUUGGAUGCGCAGCAGGCCGCAGAAGGUGUUGGAGAUGCACCGCAGCUACAUGCAGGGUAACCGCUCCACCCUCAAGAAGAAGGCCUCCUCUUCCUCCUCCUCCUCCUCCUCCUCCCAGUGGUCUUCUUCGUUGGCUGUAAGCCUGGUACGGCCGCUGAGCCGCGAGGUCAGCCAUGGCUCUUCCAAGACCGCAGAGGGUGAAGUUGGUACCAACCUACAGGCCGUUCCCUUCAGGCCCGGCCGCAGCAAUGCCAGCCCCUCGCGCCUCAUCAGUGGCCUCCCACUUCAAGCACAGGUGGCACGCAGUGAGCUUAACGUCCGCCUGCCCAGAGGUUUUGAGCGUCGGCCCUUGAAGCACCCGUCUUGCCCAGAUGGAACCGAGCGGGACAGCGGCCCUCCUAAACCUCCCCGCACAGGCACCGUCCCCGCCCUGGUGCCCAAACCACCUUCCUACCCACUGGUCAAACUGGUGGGCAAGUUCUACACCCUGAAGUGCCGGUUCUGCGAGGUGGAGUUCCACGGUCCGCUGUCGGUGCAGGAGGACUGGAUCAGACACCUCCAGCAACACAUCCUCAAGAUGAACUACAACAAGCCUGCUGCACCUAAAGCAGCCUCCGCUGAACCCUCUGCCCCGGCUGAUGACCCUGCCCCGGUCCAGGCCUCUGCCCCAGCCUCCACCUCUACCUCCAGCACCACCUCUACAACACCUGCCCUCACCUCCACCUCGACCCACACCACCUCCACGGCUCCCAAGAGCCAGUCCCCUACGCCGGCGGCAGAGUGCGCUCCGACUGUCACUGCCACAGAGAUAGUAAAGGUCUCAGAAGAGCAGCCCGCCCUAACUCCGACACCCAUUCCCCUCACCACUCAAACGGCGUAAGCUCUAAUUCGUCGCCCGCUGUCAUCUUACUCCCUUUUGGGGUUUUUUUUCCUGCCUUUUACAAUUUCUUUCUUCCAUCCGUUUCUUUCCUUUGGCCUUCACAAAGUGUUGUGAGGAGGUUUUUUCCCCCCUCCAAAGAGUCCUCUGAGCCCCAAGCACCUUUUGAAGCAGCUUUCUAGACUGUUACUAAGUCCCGUUACCAUGGGAACGAAGCUCUCCUGGCUUAUCCCUGCGUCGGGGAUGGGUGAUUGUGGGCACUGUCCAAGGUUAUGAGGAGAGAUGAACUUACGUUUUGUGUUUGCCUUGUUUCAUAUGAAUGUCCAGGUGUUGACGUGGACCGAUACUGUACCCCUCUGAUUUAGGGGUUAAUGUAGCCCUUAUCAAACUAACCUCCCCUCCCUCCAUGUCCACUACAUU
This is a messenger RNA of Scomber japonicus (chub mackerel), 6083 nucleotides long. RefSeq names its product WIZ zinc finger b (gene wizb). The coding region runs from base 33 to 5666 and encodes 1877 amino acids. Gene Ontology annotation, cellular component: nucleus. Gene Ontology annotation, biological process: regulation of transcription by RNA polymerase II. The record is from RefSeq and is a predicted model, not a curated record. The transcript is spliced from 13 exons. Gene Ontology annotation, molecular function: DNA-binding transcription factor activity, RNA polymerase II-specific; RNA polymerase II cis-regulatory region sequence-specific DNA binding. NCBI's taxonomy places the organism in Eukaryota, Metazoa, Chordata, Actinopteri, Scombriformes, Scombridae.